Molecule: messenger RNA, 612 nt
Organism: Morus notabilis
Lineage: Eukaryota; Viridiplantae; Streptophyta; Magnoliopsida; Rosales; Moraceae
Product: protein BRICK 1
Exons: 2
Coding region: 144-401 (85 amino acids)
Biological process (GO): cell motility; regulation of actin polymerization or depolymerization; actin filament organization
Cellular component (GO): SCAR complex
Molecular function (GO): protein-containing complex binding
Source: RefSeq, a predicted model, not a curated record
AAAGUAAACACAAGUCCACUUCCCCGACCUAACUGCCCCAACCAAUCCCUUCCGUUUCUUUACAAAUCCGAGUUUUUUAGAUCUCGAAACCUUCCUUCUGAGUAUCAUCUCUGUGGUGUGGGCAAGAGAGAGAGUACAGCAAAAUGGCAAGAGCAGGAGGGAUUACAAAUGCAGUGAACGUUGGAAUAGCAGUUCAAGCCGAUUGGGAGAAUCGCGAGUUCAUUUCCCACAUUUCCCUCAACGUUCGCCGCCUUUUCGAUUUCCUUGUUCAAUUCGAGGCUACAACAAAGAGCAAGUUGGCUUCAUUGAAUGAGAAGCUUGAUACUCUGGAACGUCGGCUUGAACUACUCGAAGUACAAGUGGGUACGGCAUCAGCUAACCCGUCUCUUUUUAAUAGUUAGAGUUUCCAAAUAAAAUUAUGUUUGUUGUAAUGCAGCUUAAAGAACCUCCCCCUCUCUGUAUCGAGAUUAUGAACAGACUUCUUGGUCUUGUAAACCGUCUAGAAACAUGUAUUCCUUGUGUAUUCUACUUAGUAACUUUCUGUAUAUAUAUAUACAUACACUUCACUUUUGGGAAAGUUUGCGCACGUUUAAUAUUGAUCACUGAUUCAUA